This is a messenger RNA of Yarrowia lipolytica CLIB122, 1284 nucleotides long. RefSeq lists its product as uncharacterized. Gene Ontology annotation, biological process: chromatin remodeling; regulation of transcription by RNA polymerase II. Gene Ontology annotation, molecular function: chromatin binding. Gene Ontology annotation, cellular component: NuA4 histone acetyltransferase complex; SWI/SNF complex. The record is from RefSeq and is a predicted model, not a curated record. Lineage: Eukaryota; Fungi; Ascomycota; Dipodascomycetes; Dipodascales.
AUGCCGUCACUAACGCCCCCCACAGCCAACGGAGCCGUCCAAUCGUCGUCGGACGAAGUCACGUCCAUCGUCAUUGAGUGCGGCUCGUCAUACACGCGUGUCGGCUUCUCGGGAGACGACCUCCCCAAGGUGGUCAUCCCCACCAAAUACGGCAAGUACACAAACGACAAGGGCGAAGAUGUGUACGAAUUCGGCCUGGAAAACGUGCAUCGACCUGUAGCCGGCAAGGAAAUCUACAGCCCCGUGCAGGACGGUUGCAUCCAGGACUGGGAUGGAGUGGCCAAGCUUUGGGAGUACGCCAUCAAGGAAAAGCUCAAGGUGGACGACUUGAGCGAGUACCCUCUGGUGAUCACAGAGCAGAUGUGGAACUCGAGUGCAAGACGGGCCAAGAUCGCCGAAAUGUGCUUCGACAAGUUCCGGUCGCCUGCCAUCAGCUUCGUGAAGAACCCUCUCUGUACUGCUUACGCUGCCGUGCGACCCAACUCCAUCAUUGUGGAGAUCGGUUCGGCCGUGGCCAGUGUGUCUACCGUACUUGACGGCAAUGUGGUAACCAAGGCCUCUUUCCACUCCAAGUUUGGAGGCGACUUUCUCAACUACCUGAUUCUCGAGGAGUUCAAGCGAAAGCAGGUCGAGGUCAUCCCCUCGUACCUGGUCAAGAAGAAGAAGGACAUUAACGACCCCAACCCUUCUACAUUCCUGCGAGAACUGCCCGGCAUGACUGACUCGUACAAAAACUUUGAGAUUGAGCGGGUGCUCGACAACUUCAAGGAAACCACCCUCCAGGUCAACUACCACCCCAUCAUGCCUCACACACCGCUGCCACCCAACAUCCAGAGACCCUACGAAUUUCCCGACGGAAGCACAUACAUUGCUGAGCAGGAACGAUUUGGAAUCGCCGAGUCGCUGUUCAGGCCCGUCGAGUUUGGACCCCCAGGUGUCGUGCCUGAGGGAACUCUCGGUAUCUCGGAGCUCAUCUACCAUGCCGUGCUCAAGACCGACCCCAAAGCCGAGGUCCAGAUGGAGCUACUUAACAACAUUGUCGUUGUUGGAGGAACUACUCUGCUCAACGGUCUGACUGCCCGAAUCCACCGGGACAUGGCCCAGUUCUUCACCCAGUUCCAUGUCAAGCAGCCCUACCUCUCGGUGACCUCCACCGAGCGAAAGUCGCUGGCAUGGACCGGUGCCUCUGUUUUCGCUUCUCUCGGCAACUUUGGUUCUUCCUGGGUCAUCAAGCAGGAGUAUGAGGAACAGGGCGCCGAUGUCAUUGACAAGCGUUUCAAGUAG